AUGGCUGGUACACUUACUUUCAAAUUUUUAAGAUAUGAUAUCAUUGCUGCUAUAGCAGAAUUCUUUGGAACUGCAUACUUUUUAUUUAUGGGUAUUGGCGGUGCCAUGGCUUUUGGUGCUUCUCCAAUGAUUGCUGGUCUUGGCAUUCCGUUUUCAUUCGGAUGGUCACUCAUGGCGAAUGUCUUCAUUUGGAGUCCAAUUUCAGGAGGUGUAUUCAAUCCUGCCAUAACUAUUGGUCUGAUGGCCAUCAAAAGAUUGACAAUUGUACGAGGUUUUCUGUAUAUAAUAGCUCAAUUCUUGGGCGCUCUCGUUGGAACAUUCAUGAUUAAAUCUCUCCUACCUGUUGAUGCUGUUGGUGCCACUGUAUUGAAACCCGAAACAUCAGUUGCUCAAGGUUUCUUUCUGGAAAUGUUUGCUACGUCUUUCUUAACCUUUGCUGUGCUCUUUAUUGCCAGUGAAUCAAGAAAUCAAGGUUUCAUGGGUCCAUUUGUAGUUGGUAUUUCCUUAUUCGUCUCAGCACUGUCCGUUGGUCCAUUCACCGGCGCUAGUUUGAAUCCUGCACGAACCUUUGGUCCUGCCGUAGUUUUCGGAACCUAUGGUAAUGCCCAUUGGAUUUAUUAUAUUGGUACCACUGUGGGUAGUUUACUGGCUGCUGGAUAUUGGCAUUUGUUCGAUAAAUUGGAUUUUAAAACUGUAUCGAAAACCGGUGCUGUUGAAGACGAAAAACAUGACAUUGAUGAAGGCCCAAAAGU
Messenger RNA from Racocetra persica, 752 nucleotides. The record is from the annotation of a GenBank genome assembly. NCBI's taxonomy places the organism in Eukaryota, Fungi, Glomeromycota, Glomeromycetes, Diversisporales, Gigasporaceae.